UCUCUGCUGUCUUCACAGAUAAGAGAAAAUACACAGAAACCAACCCCUCCUUUCUCUUCUCUCUCCCUCUCUCUCUCUCUCUCUCUCUCUCUCUAAAUCUCGUGCUACCCUCUUUCCUCUUAAGGCCAAACGCCCACCUUCAGCGCCCCAAACCACGCCCCUUUUCAGCUCUCAACCCAGGUCCAGAACCUUCUUCCUAGUUCUCCGCCAAGCAGAGCUCCGUCAAGAUGUCGUGGCAGACCUACGUCGAUGACCACCUCAUGUGCGAAAUCGAGGGCAACCACCUCUCCGCCGCAGCCAUCAUCGGCCACGACGGCAGCGUCUGGGCCCAGAGCGCCACCUUCCCUCAGUUCAAGCCAGAAGAAAUUACUGGUAUCAUGAAUGACUUCAAUGAGCCUGGCACCCUUGCACCCACUGGGUUGUACCUUGGAGGCACAAAGUACAUGGUGAUUCAAGGCGAGCCUGGAGCGGUCAUUCGAGGGAAGAAGGGAGCUGGAGGAGUGACGGUGAAGAAGACCAGUCUGGCAUUGGUCAUGGGCAUCUAUGACGAGCCAAUGUCUCCAGGGCAGUGCAACAUUAUAGUGGAAAGGCUCGGGGAUUAUCUCAUCGAUCAGGGUCUUUAAAUCACCUUCUUUGUUUCCUUCUCUUUGUUAUUUAUAUCCAUCCUCCAGGCAUCUAAUACGAAACCUUGCAUCUGUCCGACAUUAUUAAGUAGCUUAAGAUGAAGUGGAUCACUGUGUGAAAAGGAAAAAAGAAUGGGAGUUUGAUUGAUGUUUAUUUUGGAUCUUGAUGGAUUUGUGUUCCUUUGUACUAUUUUGAUGAUGGUAUUGUCAUGAUGAUUGUCUAAAUUAGAUUUGGGGUUUGUGAAUCAAAUGACGGGAUCGGUUUUUGAUUGUCUGUCAGUGUUGUAUUGGUUCGGUAUGGCUUCGUGCGCUUGUGUUUUGCAUAUUUCUGGAGCGAAUCCGGCGGAGAUAAUGGAGGUAGUUUCUGUCUGGAGACUUGGACGGGACGUGAUACCCAAAUCGCAGGCUUCCGUCGGUCGGCGUAUGAACGGUGGGGUAAAAGCAAAGAGACUUUUCAGAAUUUCUGUUCUUUUACGUUAUCGUCAGUCGCAGUGACGCACGGUGGGGUGGAUUGUUUUACAAGUUACACCCCAUCGACUUCCUAGUGACGGGAUUGUCUUGCAAACUGGGAACAUUGUUGCAAAAUUAUCAACUUCGCCUAACGAUUGAUCUGAUUUUGGUCUAAUCCGAUGAUCAUUUAGCC
Messenger RNA from Linum tenue, 1266 nucleotides. NCBI's taxonomy places the organism in Eukaryota, Viridiplantae, Streptophyta, Magnoliopsida, Malpighiales, Linaceae. The record is from the annotation of a GenBank genome assembly.